GCUGCUGCUGCUUUUGCUUUUGGGGCUGAGUUUAAUAAGCGAGCGAGCGAGCGAGCAAGCGAACGCGGGGGGAAAAAGGCAGAGAAUGUCCGCCAUCUACCCUCCGCUCCUGGGCGCGCUCUCAUUCAUAGCAGCCUCUUCAUGAAUUACAGCUGAGGGGGGCGGGGGAGGGGGGUACCACACAACACCCCAGCAAACCUCCGGGCCCCCAGGCAUGGCUAGCUCGUGUGCCGUGCAGGUGAAGCUGGAGCUGGGGCACCGCGCCCAGGUGAGGAAAAAACCCACCGUGGAAGGCUUCACCCACGACUGGAUGGUGUUCGUGCGCGGCCCGGAGCACAGUAACAUACAGCACUUUGUGGAGAAAGUCGUCUUCCACUUGCACGAAAGCUUUCCUAGGCCAAAAAGAGUGUGCAAAGAUCCACCUUACAAAGUAGAAGAAUCUGGGUAUGCUGGUUUCAUUUUGCCAAUUGAGGUUUAUUUUAAAAACAAGGAAGAACCUAAGAAGGUUCGUUUUGAUUAUGACUUAUUCCUGCAUCUUGAAGGCCAUCCACCAGUGAAUCACCUCCGCUGUGAAAAGCUUACCUUCAACAACCCCACAGAGGAGUUCAGAAGAAAGUUGCUGAAGGCAGGAGGGGACCCCAACAGGAGUACCCACCCCAGCAGCAGCAGCAGCAGCAGCAGUUGUAGCAGCAGCAGCAGCAGCAGUAGCAGCAGCAGCAGCAGCAGCAGCAGUAGCAGCAGCAGCAGCAGCAGCAGCAGCAGUAGCAGCAGUAGCAGCAGCAGCAGUUUUUCCAAGCCUCACAAGUUAACGAAGGAGCACAAGGAAAAACCUUCUAAAGACUCCAGAGAACAUAAAAGUGCCUUCAAAGAACCUUCCAGGGAUCACAACAAAUCUUCCAAAGAAUCCUCUAAGAAACCCAAAGAAAAUAAACCACUGAAAGAAGAAAAAAUCGUUCCUAAGAUGGCCUUCAAGGAACCGAAACCCAUGUCGAAAGAGCCAAAACCAGAUAGUAACUUACUCACGAUCACCAGUGGACAGCAAGAGAAGAAGCCUCCUAGUAAAAGACCCCCCGUUUCAGAUUCCGAAGAACUCUCAGCCAAAAAAAGGAAAAAGAGUAGCUCGGAGGCUUUAUUUAAAAGUUUUUCUAACGCGCCACCGCUGAUACUCACUUGUUCUGCUGAUAAAAAACAGAUAAAAGAUAAAUCUCAUGGCAAGAUGGGAAAGGUCAAAAUUGAAAGUGAGACGUCAGAGAAGAAGAAAUCAACUUUACCGCCAUUUGAUGAUAUCGUGGAUCCCAAUGAUUCCGACGUGGAGGAGAAUAUGUCCUCUAAAUCUGAUUCUGAACAACCCAGUCCUGCCAGCUCCAGCUCCAGCUCCAGCUCCACACCGUCCCAGACCAGGCAACAAGGUCCUUUAAGGUCUAUAAUGAAAGAUCUGCAUUCCGAUGACAAUGAGGAGGAAUCAGAUGAGGCAGAGGAUAAUGACAAUGACUCCGAAAUGGAGAGACCUGUAAAUAGAGGAGGCAGCCGAAGUCGCAGAGUUAGCUUAAGUGAUGGCAGCGAUAGUGAAAGCAGUUCUGCUUCCUCACCCCUACAUCACGAACCACCACCACCCUUAUUAAAAACCAACAACAACCAGUUACAGUUCAACUGCAAUUUCUCUGUGACUGCAGGCCCAACCUCAUCAUCCAUUACAGACUGGCCAUUCAAGGAGAUUCUUGAAGUGAAAAGUCCAAUAAAGCAAAGCAAAUCAGAUAAGCAAAUAAAGAAUGGUGAAUGUGACAAGGCAUACCUAGAUGAACUGGUAGAGCUUCACAGAAGGUUGAUGACACUGAGGGAAAGACACAUUCUGCAGCAGAUUGUGAACCUUAUAGAAGAAACUGGACACUUUCAUAUCACAAACACAACAUUUGAUUUUGACCUUUGCUCGCUGGACAAAACCACAGUCCGUAAACUACAGAGUUACCUGGAAACAUCUGGAACAUCCUGAGGCUACAACAACUGGAUGCAUCAAAAACUCUGGUUUUUUUUGUUUUUUUUUUUUGGUUGUGAUUUUUUUUCUCGUUUGUUUAUAUGGAAACACUCAGAAUGAUGCAACCAAAAGGGAAAAAAUAAAAAGCAAACAACCUUCA
Balaenoptera musculus (blue whale) is the source of this 2132-nucleotide messenger RNA. RefSeq names its product MLLT3 super elongation complex subunit (gene MLLT3). Gene Ontology annotation, biological process: regulation of DNA-templated transcription. NCBI's taxonomy places the organism in Eukaryota, Metazoa, Chordata, Mammalia, Artiodactyla, Balaenopteridae. Gene Ontology annotation, cellular component: super elongation complex. The coding region runs from base 215 to 1990 and encodes 591 amino acids. The transcript is spliced from 12 exons. The record is from RefSeq and is a predicted model, not a curated record.